CUGUGGGGGAGGGCGGAAGCUGAAACAAAACCAGUUCCCCCACCCCGCUCGGGACUGAGGCUGAUUAUUGUGGUCGGAGGCGCCGCCCGCUCCAGCACAGGUCGGGCAAACAGAGCAAGAUGGCGCAGGCUCUGUCGGAGGAGGAGUUCCAGCGGAUGCAGGCACAGCUGCUGGAGCUGAGGACCCGGAACUACCAACUCUCCGAUGAACUACGCAAGCAGACUGCAGAGAUGAACUCCCUGCGGCUGAAGUCCACCAACGUUGAGAAGGACCUGGCCAAGGCGCAGAAGGCUGUCACUAAAAGCAAGAAGGCACAGGAAGUGGAUGCCCUCCUGAGCGAGAACGAGAUGCUCCAGGGGAAGUUGCACAGUCAGGAGGACGACUUCCGGCUGCAGAACAGCACCCUCAUGCAGGAGCUCUCCAAGCUCUGCGCUCAGAUCGAGGAGCUGGAGGCGGAGAACAAGCAGCUGAAGGAGAAGGCUCCGGGAUCUGACUCUAGCCCGGCGGGUACCCCUGUGGACGGGGAGUUACUCAGGCUCCAAGCAGAGAACACGGCGCUGCAGCGAAACCUGACAGCCCUGCAGCAUCGCUGUGAUCAGGAGGUCCAAGCCACGCGGCACGGCGAGGACCGAGAAGCCAAUGGUAGUGAGGUGGCUGUCUUGGAUGGACAGGGUGUCGAUGGGAGUACGAGGGAGGAUGUGGCUGAUGAGAUGGAAAAGGAGGCCCAGGAGCCAAGCAAAGCUGCACUGGAGAAAAUGGAGCAGCUGGAGUCCAAGUGUGCCAAACUGGAGCAGAAGCUGAAAGAUUUCAAUGAGAUGCAGCUGAAGUGGGAGAUGGAGCGGGAGGAGAAGAGGCUGGUCAAGGAGCAGCUCCAAACUCUAGAGAUGUCAAAGCAGAGCGAGCUGAGCAAACUCCAGGAGGAAGUCAGCAAGCUCUCAGAGAAACUGAAGAAGAAGCAGGAGAGCUUCCUGCGCCUUCAGACAGAAAAGGAGGCUCUCUACAAUGACAGCAGGACAAAGAUCGAUGAGAUCCAGCAGAGGAGGGAUGAGGAGCUGAAGGCCCUGACUGCUCGGAACCAGCGUCUACAGCAGGAAGCCCAGGCAGCCAAUCAGAGUCUGUCAGAUGUGCAGGAGCACCUGCAGAAAGUGCAGAGGGAACACGCCCUCUCCCCCACGCUGCUGCGACCCCAGAUGGAGUGUCAGAGCGCAGAGUGUCAGGAGCAGGUGGAGAGCGUGCUGUCUGAGAACGAUGCUCUCCGCACCGGCCUAGCUGCGCUAGAGCAGAUCCAGACGGCUAAGACACAGGAGGUGAACCAGUUGCGGGAUCAGGUGACAUCGCUGACCCUUGACAUCCAACAGCGACAGGGCGAGGUGGACGGACUUGUGGCCGAGCGCGACGACCUCAACAGCCAGCUGCAGGGUGUGACGCAGGCCAAUGGGCUGCUCCUGGAGCAGGUACAGCAGCUGGAGCAGGAGCUGGAGGAGGCUCGGAAGUCAGCGGACAAGCGUAAGGCCAUGCUGGAUGAGUUGGCCAUCGAGAUCCAGCAGGAGAAGGGCCGACACAAGGAGGCGGUGGGCGACCUGAAACUGCAGCACGAGAAGGAGGUGCUGGCCGUCCGCGCCAAGUACGAGAGGGAGCUACGCGAGCUGUAUGAGAACAAGAACCACAGCGAGGACGAGCUGAAAGCCCAGCUCCGAGAGGAGAAGGCCCGGGGCCGGGAGUUGGAGAGCUUGCAACAGGCCGCCGAAGGGCUGAGGCAGCAGCUGGAGGCUGCGGAGGGAGCCAAGGGCUGGUUCCAGAGGAGACUGAACGAAGCAGAGGAGCUGGUGGAGCAAAAGCAGAGGGAACACGAGGAGAACGUGAAGCAGCUGCAGGAAGCCCAUGCUCUCGAGCUGCAGGCCAAGGAGCAGGAAACGGCAAGUGUGCGGGAGGAGCUAUCCCGGGUCGAGGGAGAACGUGACGGACACGGAGAGACCAUCGCCAAACUCCGGCAGGAAAUCAAGGACACGGUGGAUGGUCAGCGGAUCCUGGAGAAGAAAGGGAGCUCUGCGCUGAAGGACCUGAAGAGGCAGCUACAGCUCGAACGCAAGAGGGCCGACAAGCUUCAGGAGCGGCUGCAGGACAUCCUCACCAACACCAAGUCCAGGACAGGCCUGGAGGAUCUGGUGCUGGCAGAGAUCAGCUCACCCAGUCGAACGCAGACAGGGGACAGUAGCAGUGUCUCCUCCUUCAGUUACCGAGAAGCCAUCAAGGAGGGGGCGUCCGGCAGCAAGUCUAACACGGGCAGUCCACAGUCACAGCGACCGGCGGACCUGUCCGACGAUGAGAUCUCCGACCUCUUCCAAAGGCUGGCUGAAGUGCAGCAGGAGAAAUGGAUGCUGGAGGAGAAGGUGAAGCACCUGGAGGUGAGCUGCUCCUCGAUGGCGGAUGACCUGUGCAGGAAGAGCUCCAUUAUCGAAACCUACGUCAUGGACAGCCGGAUCGAUGUGACGAUGGGCCACGGGCCGGGUGAGCGCAGUGGCCUGGGCAGUGUGCUGCGGGACCUGGUGAAGCCGGGCGACGAGAACGUGCGGGAGAUGAACAAGAAGUUGCAAAACAUGCUGGAAGAACAGCUGACCAAGAACAUGCACCUGCAGAAGGACCUGGAGGUGAUGUCUCAGGAGUUGGUGAGACUCAGCAAAGCUCAGUCGCCACUGGCUGACGAAGUGAGUGAGCCCCCCGCUCACAGCUGAAGGGCCUGCCAACCACUGUGAGAGCCCCAGCCUGUACAUAAUGCGUCUGUAUAUAUAACCAGAUGUCUAUAUAUAUGUAUGUAAUGUAUAGUGUGAAUAUAAAGCAGUCUAUGGUUUUGUUCAAA
This is a messenger RNA of Hypanus sabinus (Atlantic stingray), 2857 nucleotides long. RefSeq names its product GRIP1 associated protein 1 (gene gripap1). Gene Ontology annotation, biological process: regulation of modification of synaptic structure; regulation of recycling endosome localization within postsynapse; regulation of neurotransmitter receptor transport, endosome to postsynaptic membrane. Lineage: Eukaryota; Metazoa; Chordata; Chondrichthyes; Myliobatiformes; Dasyatidae. The record is from RefSeq and is a predicted model, not a curated record. The transcript is spliced from 28 exons. The coding region runs from base 120 to 2732 and encodes 870 amino acids. Gene Ontology annotation, cellular component: extrinsic component of postsynaptic early endosome membrane; postsynaptic recycling endosome; glutamatergic synapse.